AUGGACCCCAGAAAAGUGCCUAAAUACCUCCUCUCCGCCGGACGCCGCAUCCUCACCAUCGUCUUUGCCCUGCUCAUCUUGGGGGUCCUGACAUGGGCCUACGUCGCUGGGAUCCAGCUGGUGGCCGACCAGUAUCAGAUCAUGGCCUUCGGCCUCUACGGAGCCUUCCUCACCGCCCACCUGGCCGUCCAGAGCUUCUUCGCCUUCCUGGAGCACCGGCGGAUGAGGAGGGAAUCAUUGACCUGUAGCUACACCAAGACGGUGGCGUUGACCAUCUCGGCCUACCAAGAAGACCCGUCCUACCUCCGGCAGUGCCUGGAGUCGGUGCGGGCCACCCUGUACCCCCGCGAGAAGCUGCGGAUCCUCAUGGUGAUCGACGGCAACAGCCCCGACGACCGCUACAUGAUGGACAUGUUCCGCGAGGUCUUCGCCGGCGAGGACGUGGGCACCUACGUCUGGGAGAACAACUACCACCAGCAGCCCCCGCUGGAGGGCGAGGAGGGGAGCAGCGGCUCCCAGGGGACAGGAGGGGAGGAGCCUGGCCCCUACACCGAGGUGGAGAUGUUGGACCCAGGCCAGCUGGUGGUGGAGGAGUUGAUCCGCUCCAGGCGAUGUGUCUGCGUCAUGCAGCGAUGGGGCGGGAAGCGGGAGGUGAUGUACACGGCCUUCAGGGCGCUGGGCAACUCGGUGGACUAUAUCCAGGUUUGCGACUCAGACACCAAGCUGGACUCCAGGGCCACGGUGGAGCUGGUGAAGGUGUUGGAGGCCAACAAGCACUACGGAGCCGUGGGGGGUGACGUGCGGAUCCUGAACAUCUCCGACUCCUUCAUCAGCUUCAUGAGCAGCCUGCGCUACUGGAUGGCCUUCAACGUGGAGCGCGCCUGCCAGUCCUACUUCGACUGCGUCUCCUGCAUCAGCGGGCCCCUGGGCCUGUACCGGAACGACCUCCUGCAGCAGUUCCUGGAGUCCUGGUACAACCAGAAAUUCCUGGGCACCCACUGCACCUUUGGUGACGACCGGCACCUCACCAACCGCAUGCUGAGCAUGGGCUACGCCACCAAGUACACAGCCCGCUCCCGCUGCUACUCAGAGACCCCCGCCCAGUUCCUGCGCUGGCUGGCCCAGCAGACCCGCUGGACCAAGUCCUACUUCCGCGAGUGGCUCUACAACGCCCUCUGGUGGCACCGGCACCACCUGUGGAUGACCUACGAGGCCGUGGUGGCCGGCGUCUUCCCCUUCUUCGUGACGGCCACCGUCCUGCGCCUCUUCUACGGCGGCAGCCUGUGGGACGUGCUGUGGGUCCUGCUCUGCGUCCAGCUGGUGGCCUGCGUCAAGGCGCUCUACGCCUGCUGGCUGCGGGGCAGCCCCCGCAUGAUCUUCAUGAGCCUCUACGCCCUGCUCUACAUGGGCGGCCUCCUGCCGGCCAAGUACUUCGCCAUCGCCACCAUGAACAAGAGCAGCUGGGGCACCUCCGGGAGGAAGAAGAUGGUGGGCAACUUGAUGCCCCUGCUGCCCGUCUCCAUCUGGGGGCUCCUGCUGCUGGGGGGGCUGGCCUACACCCUCUACCAAGAGGCCCUGGCCGACUGGACCAGCCUGGUCAAGCAGGCCGAGCUGGGCUACCUGGUCAUCGGGGUGGGUGUCUACCUGGGCUACUGGGCCAGCAUGGUGCUGCUGUACUGGGUGUGGAUUCGGCGGUGCUGCCGGAAGCGAGCCGAUCACUACACAGUCCAGGUGUGAGGCCCGGACGCCAGGGUUCCUUGUCAUUCUCUUCCUACCUCCCACCCCCGGCCUGGCUAUGGGGAAGCUGGAAGGCCGGAUUAGACAGGGAAGUGAUGGCUAAUGGGGAGUGAAGGAAGUGAGGGCGCCAGGACUCCUGGGUUCCAUCCCCUGCUCUGGGAGGGGAGUGGGGUCUAGUGGUUAGAGCAGGCGGUGCGUGGGAGCCAGGAUUCCUGGGUUCUAUCCCCAGCUCUGAGAGGAGAGUAAGGUCUAGUGGUGGGAGCAGGGGGCUAGUAGCCCGGACUCCCGGAUUCUAUCCCUGACGUUCACAGGGGAAUGGGGUCUAGUGCAGGGAGUCUCAAACUGGGGGUCAUGACCCCUCAGGGGGUCUCAAGAUUAUGUGGGGGUCACAAGCUAUCAGCCUCCACCCCAGACCCUGCUUUGCCUCCAGCAUUUAUAAUAGUGUUUAAUAUAAUAUUUUUAGUAAAAUAAUAAUUUAAUUUUAAUAAAAUAAAAUAAUUUAUAAAGGGGGCAGUCACUCUCAGAGGCUUGCUGUGUGAAAGGGGUCACCAAUGGAAAAGUUUGAGACCCACUGGCCUAGUGGUUAGAGCAGGGCGGCUGGGAGUCAGGACUCCUGGGUUCUCUCGUCACUACGGCCAUGUCUACACUACAGGGACUAUAGUGGCAUAGCUCCAGUGGCGGAAGGAUGCCAGCUUAACCCCGUACCGUAGACUCAGCCGACAGCAGCAGAGGGGGGGGGUUCCCUCGGGGUAGUUAGGACAACCCCCCGAAUGACGCUAGGUCCACUGAUGGACGCCUUCUUCCACUGACUGUUGGGCAUCUCUUCAGCGCUCGGGAGGCUGGGGGGGUGGUAGAUUUUUCACCCCCGUCAGCCCCAUAGCUCUGUCAGGCCCAAGACACAGUCGCUCGGAAACUUCAGUCUUUCCCCUAGUACCUGGUUAAUGUUCAGCUCCAGGCAAUUGUCUGACCUCGUUUUAUUUAUUAAUCUCUUCGUCUGCGGCUCCCACACCCGCACGUCUCCGUUGGGACUGUCUUAAACCAGUGUUGAAAUGCAGCUGCCUCUGGGGUGGGACGCGGGGGCUGUUUACACAGGGAAUCCCUUGCCAGGCGCUGAGAUUCAUCCGUCUCUGGGGAGGAGCGCAUCAUUGCUGGACUUUAUGUUGUGGAUGUCGUUACGUCUGCUGAAUGGCCACGCUCAUUGGUCAAACCUCAUCUCUUCCAAAUCAGUGAUGUCUGCAAGCUUCGGGAGGAUCUCCCUUCACAGCGGUAGUAGGUUUUUAUCCUGCCCUGCGCAGUUUGCCCACUCCAGUCCGACAAAUGCUCCAAACUUUAGAUCCUGUCGCCGUUUGCUCGCACUGAAAAAAUCCCACCCCAGAUUCUGAGUUUGGGGAUGAAGGUUUGGAGGGGAAAUUUGCUGCUCUUGCUGGGUGGACCCUUUCACCUCGAUAAACUUUACAGAUUGUGAAGGUGAGAGGAGGCCCCUCUCCAGCAGGGAAAUGAAGGAACGUAGUCUAUUUAUUUGUCUGUAAUAAUUACAAAGAGCCAUUUAAGAGGAGAGAUUUUUAUUGGAUUUAUUUUAUAAAAUGUGGCAAAUAAAAUGUAUUUUUUUGAAAAAUCUGUCUCCUCGACCCUUGUCAUUAACUUUCCUUGUGUUCAUUUGGAUUAUUAUUGAUAAGCCUUCGCUUUAUACAUGGACCCCUGGCCCGGUGCUGAGAUGCAGCCACUUCUGGGGUGCAGUGCGUGGGUUGUCAAUCCAGGAAUCUGACCUCACUCCCUGCAACACAGUAAUCCCUACACCACACUGGGUCAUUGGGGCAACCAGCCCUGACUGCCAGGUGUCAUGGACUCACAGGUCGUGCCCACUCUUGACCCCGUGCGGUCCAUGGGGGGAUGCCCCUUUCAGUGAGCCAGCCCUUCUCGGGGGGGCCACUCUCUUUCGGGGUUAGGCCCCUCCACCUCCUGGAGCCGCACCUCUCUGAGCCUUAGCACGUCUGUCUCUCUCCGUGGGCCCCCCUCAGGGAGUCCCCUCGCUCUGGACCCCCAGGGCCUCCACCCCCCAAAGGGGUUGAUACAACCCCGUUCUCUAGACUAGAGCGACUCUCAGCCAGCGUAAAACAGGAGGUUUAUUGAGUUCUGAACACAGCACAGGAAACUCUCAGGGCUUCAGGCCUGGCCUCCCUCAGCCCACCACAUCCCAGUCUCUCUGCAUCCAGGCGGGCUCUGCCUGCUCCCCCUCUCCAGCCCAGAACCCCCCUGCUCGCAGCUGGGCAUCUGAUACCCCCGGCCCCAGGCCCCCUCGGUCCAUUGUCUUCUCUCCAGGGAAACAGGGUCGCCUGGGCCUCCUCUCCUCUCUUUGCAGCCCAUUGUCCUCCCACUGGCCAGAAGGGCUGUGACUCCUGAGCUCCGGGUCACCAGGUCACCAGGUCACCAGUCACUGGGGUCUCCAUUCUCCAGGCCAGUGGCUGGGGUCCCAAGUUCCCUCUCUGGUCCUCUGUACCAACAAACUGCCUCUCCCCUCCCCUCGUUAAACCCGUAGCACCCAGGGAAACUGAGGCCCACCCCCUCUGCAUGCAAACCAUUGGAAAACCAAGAAAAUCCCCCAUAGGAAACAAGGAAAACAAGAAACUCCCCCACUUCGUCUCAUCUCUCCCCCCUUCGAGGCUGAACGGAGCAGGGUCACUUAGCCGGUGACCCAGGGAAGUUCAGGGCCCCUGCCCCAUGAUAAAACGUCAGCUAUAACAUUGGCCCACCUCCAUGUCAUACCCCUGGAGGAGCAUGGCCCAUCUCAGCAGCUUGGCAUUAGCCCCUUUCAUUUGGUGCAGCCACGUCGGGGUGAAUGGUCGGUGCACACGGUGAAGCACCGCCCACGGCUGCAGUUUUUUAAGGGCCCACCCCAGGGCCAGGCAUUCCCUCUCUAUGGCCGCAUAGUGCUGCUCCCGGGGCAGCAGCGUCUUGCUCAGGUACACAGUGGGGUGUCUCACCCCUUAGUAUCAGUUUGCAUCAGCACCGCCCCAGCCCUGUGUCCGAGGUGUCGGUGAACACCAGGAAGGGUUUGUUCAAAUCCAGGUUUACCAGCACUGGGCCCUGGAUAAGUGCCCCCUUCAGCGCACGGAGAGCCCUCUGGCACUGCUUGGUCCAGACCACCUUGUCCGGCUUUCCCUUCUGACACAGCUCCGUGAGGGGUGCUGCCAGGGAGUUAAAGUGGGGCACAAACCUCCAGUAGUACCCUGCCAUCCCAAUGAAAGCCUGGACCUGCUUCUUAGUCUGGGGAGCGGCCAGGCCUUGAUUGCCUCCACUUUGGCCGUCUCCUGCUUUAGGUGCCUGCCCCCCACCUUGUGGCCCAGGUAUGACACGUCUGCCAUCCCCACCUUGCAAUUUUCCGCUUUUAUGGUCAGUCCUGCAUCCUGGAGACGACCCAGCAUCCUCUUCACCUGGGACACAUGUUCUUCCCAGGUCUGGCUAAAGACACAGAUAUCGUCAAUAUACCCUAGAGCAAAGUCCUCCAUCCCCCUUAGCAACUGAUCCACCAGGCGCUGGGAGGUGGCAGGUGCCCCUUUGAGGCCAAAAGGCAGGACCAGGAACUCGAAGAGCCCUAUUGGGGGGGUGAAGGCGGACUUCGCCCUGGCCUCCGGGUCCAGAGGCACCUGCCAGCAGCCUUUGGUAAGAUCCAUGGUAGUAAGGAACCGGGCGCCCCCCAACUUGUCUAGGAUCUCAUCGGUCCUCGGCAUGGGAUAGGCAUCGGACAUGGUGAUGGCAUUGAGCUUCCGAUAGUCCACUGAGAAACGGAUCGACCUGUCCUUCUUGGGGACCAGCACCACUGGCGAGGCCCAAGGGCCGGAGGACGGCUGGAUCACCCCUAAAGCCGGCAUGUCU
Messenger RNA from Malaclemys terrapin pileata, 5610 nucleotides. RefSeq names its product hyaluronan synthase 1 (gene HAS1). Lineage: Eukaryota; Metazoa; Chordata; Testudines; Emydidae. Gene Ontology annotation, molecular function: hyaluronan synthase activity. The transcript has 4 exons. Bases 1 to 1737 code for a protein of 578 amino acids. Gene Ontology annotation, biological process: hyaluronan biosynthetic process; extracellular matrix assembly. The record is from RefSeq and is a predicted model, not a curated record.